UGGGCGGUUACGAGCCGCUGAGAAGGAUUCUCAUAGGCUGACCCCUCCUUUUCACCCAGGAGACACAGAGGGAGGAAGAACUUUUGAUCUGAUCGGAAUAUUAACCCAUCUCUUUUUCCGCCUUGCAGUAGAACCCCUGGAUACAUUGCUUAUUUGCCUUUCUAGAUUUUCAGAUCUGAAUUUGAUUCAGGUAUUCUUCUUUCUAGCUAAGCAACACAAUGGAAAACACGUCGAAAACAAAUAAAAAGGAUAUUCAAGACGGACCGCCAAAAGAAGUCAAAUUGCCUGUCGGUGAAGCACUUCUCGACUAUCACUGUCAAAUAAAGGAAAAUGCAGUAGAACGAUUCAUGGCUCAAAUAAAGAAAAUUAGAGAAAAGAACCAAAAGUAUCAUGAAAGAAAUAAACGCUUAAAGGAUGAACAGAUUUGGCACGUAAGGAACCUACUAAAGGAACUGAGUGAGGAGAAGUCAGAGAGAUUAGCAGUUGUAACAAGAGAGGAAGUUGAAAAAGCAAUGAAGGAAAAAUGGAAGUUUGUAAGAGACCAGGAACAAAACUUGAAAGAUAUGCGCAUCCAAAUAAAUAACGCUGAGAAACUAUUUCUUGAGAAACUCAGUGAGAAAGAAUAUUGGGAGGAGUACAAGAAUGUAGGGAGUGAACAACAUGCUAAACUCAUUACCUCCUUACAGAAUGACAUCAACAGAGUUAAGGAGAAUGCUGAGAAAAUGUCAGAACAGUAUAAAAUCACCCUGGAAGAUGACAGAAAGAGAAUAAUCAGAGAAACUUUGUUGCAACUGAACCAAAAGAAGGAAUGGGCCACAGAGAAUGCUAUAAGGUUCAUUGACAAGGGCAGCUAUCGAGAGAUCUGGGAGAAUGACUGGCUCAAAAAAGAGAUCGCAAAUCACAGGAAGGAAGUGGAAGAACUGGAACAUGCUAUUCAUGAGCUGGAAGGAGAAAAUUUGGUGCUUAUUGAUCAGCUGUUCAACUGCAGACUUGUGGAUCUCAAAAUACCCAGGCGACUAUAUCUUGCUCAAGCUGUUGGGCAGGAAGUGCCACAUGAAGAAAUGCCUUUGGAGUUGCCAGAAACAUAUAUAGAAAAGUCACAACUGCAACCUGCAGAAGUAAAAAGUAGAGACUUGUUGAGCUUAUCACUUGGGAGCGGUGCCUUACAUCUUAGUCAUGAGGAUAGCAGCAGAUACGGCCAGCAUCUGAAGAUAGAUGAAGAGAGUUCAAGUAUAGAGUUUGGAGCCUCUGAUAUGAAAUACUUACUAUAUGAGGAUGAGUGGGAUUUCACGGAUUAUGUAAACUUGGGCCCUCUGGAAAUGAAGCUCAUGACUGUGGAGAGCAAGAAAAUGCCCGUCCAUGUCCAAGAGGAGGAGACUCCAGUCAAAUUCUAUGAUGAUGCCAGGGGCCCGGAAAGCCACAUCACAUAUAAAAUGAUGAAGUCUCUUCUCUAA
Lipotes vexillifer (Yangtze River dolphin) is the source of this 1454-nucleotide messenger RNA. It is a transcript of the gene CCDC83, whose product is annotated as coiled-coil domain containing 83. The coding region runs from base 219 to 1454 and encodes 411 amino acids. The transcript has 11 exons. The record is from RefSeq and is a predicted model, not a curated record. NCBI's taxonomy places the organism in Eukaryota, Metazoa, Chordata, Mammalia, Artiodactyla, Lipotidae.